Messenger RNA from Girardinichthys multiradiatus, 5896 nucleotides. Its product is annotated as transmembrane protein 132D. NCBI's taxonomy places the organism in Eukaryota, Metazoa, Chordata, Actinopteri, Cyprinodontiformes, Goodeidae. The record is from RefSeq and is a predicted model, not a curated record. The coding region runs from base 533 to 3991 and encodes 1152 amino acids. The transcript is spliced from 9 exons.
AGUGCCCCCACCACCCCACCCCAGCGACGCCACUGUUAGUGAAGAUGGCGUGUUUAACCAUAAUUAGAUACUAAAAAGCUAACAGAAACGUUUGAUCAAGUCCUCUAUCAUCAGAUUUAAAGUACGCGCAAGGCUAAUCUGCACGUUGCUUCCUGGGAGGAUCAGCAGUGACACAUAAUGACUUUAGCGCUCUGAAAGGGAUGCGCACAAGACAGUCAGUGAUCUGCUUACGGGCGUUAAACACUGCAGAGUCCCGUGAGCGGCGGGACACUGGGAGUCCGAGACAAUCGGAUCUAAAGGAAUCUUUCCUCCGCCGCAUACCUACAACUACCAUCACCAGGGUCGUUACGCAUGGCUUUUACGCACAGCCGAUGAGCGGAUCUUGACCCGCGCUCCGUGUUUAACCAGCAACGCGCGGACCUCGCUGCAACUUCCACUCCCACAGGUGUGAUGUCGGAGUCAGCGAACUGAAGGGAUGAGUGACACGAUGCGCUCCGUGUUCUGCUGAAGCGAAAGCUCAACCUCACGAACGAUGGAGAGUAGCUGCCUGCAACAGCGAGCCGCGCAGUGUGCCAAAAUGAGCUUUAACUGGCAAAGCUGGAUGAUCCCAUUGUUGGUGUUUGCCACUGUACCAGCAGUACUCACACAAGAUCUGAGCAGCAAGGAACUCACUGACAUAAAGAGUCCAGUGCCUUUCCCUGUCUUCCUGCCGGUCAGCUACGAGGUACGGGAUGCCGACUACCUCUUCCUUAAGGAGGCUGGACAGGACUUCAUGAGGAACUCCAGCAUGCAGAGUCACACACAGCCCUUUGUUAUUUUAAAAGCCAGCCGCCAGCCAGCUGUCAAUGCUAGCUACGGUCAUGUGUCCACGGAGAGACCUGUGCCUCUGGAUCUGGUGCAGUCGGUGCAGCUCUUUAAUGCCCCAGAUAUCUUUACAUUUAACUGGAAAAUCCAGGCCUUUGUGCUGACGCCCCGGGUUUUCUUGUCCAAACCCAAAGUUCGGGUUCUCUUCUAUGUUGCAGGGAGGGAUUGGGGCAGAGGCGAGGGAGCCUUGGAUGAGUUACCAUGUGUGACAGUUUAUGCUUUCUGGCAAACACAGGAGGUGAGGGGUUCUUGUGCUAUAGGAGGCGAUAGGGGAACUUGCAUGGCCGAGCUGAUGCCUGAGCCUGGCUGGUUUGCUGCAGGGUCAGAGAGCACCAGCAGUGAAAGGCAGGAUCCAUCUGUUGGGAACCCAUUGGAGCUGUACUACCAGGCCCAGCCCAGAGUCAAUGGGAAGUGUUUUUCUCUGAAUGGAAGCCGAUGGAGUGGAUCAGGACAGCCGGCAGAGUAUGUUCCUAUAACUCCGAUGCAGAGGAUUGGAAGCGUGCAACUUCUGCAGAUUCCCAAAGGGAUGGCGACGCUCUCCCGCCUCAAGCUUGGGAAUGCCAUCAUCAUUCGGACGUCAUCCAAACCUCUGAAAAAGACAGACAUCGCCACUUUCUAUAUACUGAUUGCCAGCUCUGUUCAGCUGCCCAACUUCACUCUCAGAGCAUCAGUAAAGAAAGGUGUGACCUUUCGAACAGCGACACCCAGUAACUCUUUACUGUGGGACAUCACACUGGAUAUGGGAGCAGAUGGAGUCAUUGCUGUUAUUUGCCAGAGAAAGGCCCCCAUACCUGGGAAAAGACUUGAAAGCAGUCUGCUGGAGGUACUUCAGAUGGACUUUGAGGUUGAAGAACUGAGCAGUCCUGUUGACAGCCAGGUGAUCAUAUGGAAGCUGGAGCUACCAUCUGUGCCCAAAACUGUCGCCAAGACUGAAGGAGCCAUGAAGAUUUAUACAACUCAGAGAGACUUUGUUGGCCUCGCUCCUCUUGUGAUGAACACAGAGAUCCUGAACACCGCUGUUCUAACUGGAAAGAAAGUGGUGAUGCCUGUGAGGACAGUGGCUGUGGAGGAAGAUGGAGUGGUCACAGAUGUUUCUGACUACACAGACUGUAGCUCCACUGAUGAAGAUGUUCUCAAGGUGUCAGACAGAUGUGAGUAUGUUUUUGUGAAUGGCAAAGAGACCAAAGGCAAGGUGAAGAUGAUAGUAAACUUCACCUACAGCUACCUGAGUGCUCAGCUCGAAAUAAAUGUGUGGAUGCCUCGGCUCCCUCUGCAGAUUGAGUUGUCAGACACAGAACUGAGCCAGAUCAAAAGUUGGAGGGUGCCGAUCCUGACCUCGAAAAGAUCUGGCUGGAACAGUGAUGAGGCUGAACGAAAGGGCAAAGGUUGCAUGCUCCAACUUCAACACUCGCUUGUGCGGGUUCUAACCCAUUUUGUGGCCGAGCAGGAAGACCCGCGGGACCCUACAGCCUAUUUUUUGGGCUCGGAUUGGCAGGUGGAUAUUACAAGGUUGGUGCGAUACUUCAUGAAGGUCGAGGAUCCUCGAGUUGCAAGACUUCAUGAAGGAAGGGUUCUGUCAGGCCGAGACUUUGGGACCACAAACAUCCAGGUGUUUUCUCCACUGUCUGAUGUUAUCUUGGCAAAGACAACAGUCAAAGUUGUGGAUGACAAAGUGAGCAUCACAGAGUUAGGUGUUCAAGUGGUUACUGGACUCUCCAUGAAGUUACAACGUAGUUCGGGAAGUAGCAGGGCCAUCUUGGCAACAACAACCACACAAGAGGUUCUACAAAGCCCCAAACAGCAAGCUUUGGUUAGUUCAUGGGUCCAGUUCAGUGAUGGCAACCUGACACCUCUUGACAUCUAUGAUCCAGCCAAUUACAGAUUGACAGUGACAUCCCUUGAUCAGGGAGUGGUGUCAAUACAGGGCAAACCUCCUGUUGUAGUGGCGGAAGGCGAGGGCGAAGGAGUCCUAGUUAGAGUAGAGAUGUCCAUCUGUGAAACCUGCCAAAAGUCCAAACGCAAAAGUACUGUUGCUGUGGGCAAUGGCAGCCUUAAGGUCAAGUUUCAGGCCAACACUAGAAGGCCAGGUGGCAGUACUCGUAACAUUGACCGAAGCUCUGCUGGCAACAAAGAGAGCAAUAAUGACUAUGGCAACGAUGGGGAAGAGAUGGACAGUGACAGAAAGCAGAGAAAGCCAUUUCAGUUUCUUCCUUCAAGUAUCCCAAACUCUAACAAAGAGGAGAGUGCCAUUCAGAGGAUCCCAACCACAAUCAGAUCUACAGAGAGAACCAUUAUAACCAGCGGCAGUCUUGGAGGAGUGGGCAAGACACGAAGACCAGAAAAUGUCGGCAGUCCAACCAGCACAGUGAAUGUCAGUCUCAUGAGCAGCCCCAGAGACAGCAGCAAAGAAUACAGAUCAGACAAUAUCAUAGUGGAGGAUACAAACAUUGUUAGUUUUACCAGCACUGUGAAAGCUCCUGGAAAUCUGGUAAACUACAACAACUUCCCCACCAAGGUGGAGAUCCCUGGACCAGAAAUGCCAGAGGUGCAAAGUGGUGAAGAAGUUUUGGCCAACAGGCCUCUCACAGACUUGGAAAUUGGCAUGUAUGCCCUGCUGGGUGUUUUUUGCCUUGCCAUCUUGGUAUUUCUAGUGAACUGUAUUUCAUAUGUUGUAAAAUUCAGGCAUAAAAAGCCUCCCUCUCAUUGCCAAGAGCCAACAGGACACAGGCAUGACUGGGUCUGGCUGGGCACAGACGCUGAGCUAGUGAUGACUGUGCCAUGCAGUCCAAUCCAGCAAGACUCACAUACAGCAACCACUGUGAUUGACAUUGGGCCUGACAAGACUGCCUCUCUUUCCAGGAGGGCCAGUUGCCUGGCCUCUGUAACAGACUCUCCUCUCAGCUGUGCCAGCUCCCACAGGACCAAACCCAUACAAAGCGAGUCUCUCCACUCGCCCACCAGCAAGAGAAAGAGAGUUCAGUUCACCACAUUUUCCACGCUGGAGCGCCAGCAGUCGUCACACCUCGCAGCCAAGGAAAACGGCCAUGGUAUCAACUGGGUUGGAAAGGAAGAGUGUAGUGGGGAAGAACCUCAAGUGCCCAUCAUAAAGCCUGGGGACCACUUAUAACACAGAACCUGAUCAGACCUCACAUUUGCAGCAGAUGUGGCUUCGAACACCUCAAUGCCUUUGUCAAAAAAAUUGGAUUUUGUAUAAGGCCUCCUCCACAUUUCAUUGCCCAUUAAGGACUUUUACAAAUACAUGUCUUGUAUAUUGUAUUACCUAAUUCAAGAGAAUAGAUAUGUUUGAUAAUUUUACAGACAGCUGAGCAGAUGCGUUAUUGUAUAUACAAUAUUCAAAGCCACAUUAUGUUCAUGCUGCAUUAGGAUAUCUUUGUGAAACGCUACAGACACUCGGAGAUAUAGAAGAAAAUAAAGAAAUAUUUAAGAAUAAAAUACAAACAUGUAAAUAACACAUAUAUUAGUGAGCGCAGCCAAACAUUUUUAUUGAUAAAACAAUUGGCUUUAAUAUAAAAUGAUAAUAAAAUGUAAAAUAAAAACAUAAAGUUAUUUGAUUUUGUUUAACUUAAAAAAAAAAAAAAACAUCAUGCUCGUGAACAACUGUGUUUAUCUUCAGUGGUCCUCAAAAAUGUACAGACCAAGUUAGAAUGCCAGGUUGUUGUGUUGUAAAAAAUGUGACCAUGUGUCAUUUCAAAACCUUUCCCACAUACUGUAUAAUAGCAUUAUAAGCUGUAAUAAGCAGUUCGGUUAGAAAUGGAGAGGUGCAACAACCUGAUUGUAUAAGUGUGUAUUAACUCCUUUUUGAAGCAUUUUUGAUUGAUUUUCAGCAUUCUUCCUUGUUAGGAGUCUGUCAGCAUCCUACAAAUUGACUUGGCAAUAUUUGCUGCCUUUGCUUUGCAGAAAGCUUUCCAAAUCUAUCAGAUCAGCCGUCUUUAGACCCCUGUAGAUCUACUGUCAGAUUAGGUUUUAAACUGUGGCUAGGCCAGCCUGAAACUUUAAUUUUCCUGCAAUAAAGACAGUGUUUUAUUGAUUUGGAUAUAUGGUUGGACUGAAAAUGAUACUGAAAAAAAAACAUCAUCUUUAGAUUUCUAAAAAGAACCUAAGGAUUUUGGGUCAAAGCUAACUGGUAUUUGGAACUAUUCUUAACUUCAGCCACCUCUACCAAAUCUCUAGUUCCAUCUGAAUAAAUGUUACCCCAAAACAUGAGGCUGUCAGCACCAUAGUUGUGGUAAGGUGUUCUGUCAGUGAUGUAAAGUGUUCCUGUGCCAAACACACCCUUUGGAAUUAUCAACCCAAAGUUCAAGCUGGGUUUCAACAUUCUUCUGCAAAGUUGUGGGAGAUUUCAGCUAGGCUUGGAUGUUUUCAUAUGAAGAAAAAAACCAUGCCUUGCAACCCCUACUUCUUAGCCUAGAUGUGUGGGGCAUACAGGAGAACACAUCACAUACAGAAAACCAGUACUAAUCAGAAAAUCCGGCAGCUCCUUCAGUGUUCCUGCCUGCCUCUUCUCAGCUUUCUUGACCAAUUUCUGUCUUGUCAUCAAUUCUGGAGAAAUAUCAAGUUUUUAUUUUGUCCUUGGUGUCCCAUAUUUUCUACAGUAAUUCAUAACUACCAUUGCUAGUGUACAUUGUAUACAUAAUGUUGUGGAUUUUAUAUUUGUUUUACCAUCCACUUGACUUGCAAAUAAGCAAAUGCCAGAAAUCCUUACUGGAUAAGCUGAACUUUUGCAACCAGGUUAGUGCAGGUUUUUAAGCUUUUCAUCUGAAUAUUUUUAAAAAAACUUAAAAACAGAGCAUUUUGACAUGUGCGUGUACUCUUGAGAGACACUUUAUAUCAUAUGUGUUAUAAUAUGAAGGUAAACCACUGACUUGCCUCUUCAACUUUGGUGUUUCAUUUUAGUUUUUCUAUCCAUCCUGGCCUCAGGGCAUUGCCAAAACCAAUCUCUGUACAAUCAAUUGGAAGGACCUCAUUUGCCCCGGUGCCCUUUAAACUAAUUCAGAUUUUGCUGGGUUCUUGA